Messenger RNA from Heterostelium album PN500, 300 nucleotides. RefSeq lists its product as uncharacterized. The transcript is spliced from 3 exons. Bases 1 to 300 code for a protein of 99 amino acids. The record is from RefSeq and is a predicted model, not a curated record. Lineage: Eukaryota; Evosea; Eumycetozoa; Acytosteliales; Acytosteliaceae.
AUGGAAAGAUGGGUCAGAGCAGUUUGUGAAGCACAGUUCACAUUCUUUGUUUUUGUUGAAAGCCAAGCCAGGAAGCGAACCAGAGAAGAGCCGGAAGACAGUGUUUCGUCCACGCUGGUGUUUGAUAAGCGAUACAUACGUGAAGAUACUGUCGUUAGAUGUGUAGUCGAAUUUGGUGGUCGUAGAUUUUCUUUAGAUGGCUUAAUUUCUCCGUCUGCCAAACCAAAUCAAUGGCAUCAUCCCUUACUCAAAAAUGAUGGCCAUCUCAGCCGGCCUGUUGCUGAACUACUCCAACAAUAA